UAGCGCGCGCGCCGCGACUUUCCCUCGCGAUCGGCAGGGCAACAGCGACUCGCCAAUCUGGCGUACAGAUUGUCACUGGCGAUUACGAAAUUCGCGUUGCAGUGAAGUGAUAAGAUGGAGGAGCUUCUUGUGUGCGCGUUCGUCUCGUGAUGAUCUGAUUGCAAUGACUUUGAGUGGUACUUUGGGUGGUUGGGUAUGUGAUGAUGGAGGAGCUUCAGAUGAGGAAGAUGAGGAUGAUGGAUAAAGGAGCAGGCAAGAGCUAUGCGAGAAGAUAUACAACAUUGCCUGGAGUAUUCGUGUCAUCCAGUGUAUUGAAGACACUCGGUUUUGCUUUUGUGCUCGCUGCUGCCUGCGCAAUCGCGACGUGGCCAGGAGAGGGCUUCAUAGUAGCGAAGAAACACCCAAGGUACCGUCGAGCACAUGAUCACGAACUCACGACGGAGAUGGUACCGCGGAAACCGUACCAGAACUGACAUGAUCGAACGAUUGGACAUUGGAUACAGGACACCUGUUCAGUCU
Alternaria rosae is the source of this 519-nucleotide messenger RNA. RefSeq lists its product as uncharacterized. The transcript has a single exon. The record is from RefSeq and is a predicted model, not a curated record. NCBI's taxonomy places the organism in Eukaryota, Fungi, Ascomycota, Dothideomycetes, Pleosporales, Pleosporaceae. The coding region runs from base 201 to 473 and encodes 90 amino acids.